AUGCACAGUGUAACAGGGCGACAGUGGACCCGAACAUGGGCGAUAUGUUGUCUCCUCGCCAGCCACCUGUUAACUUGCGUAGAGUCCCUCACAGGCAGAGAUGUGUGGACCAAAACAGCUUGUGCUGGAGAAUGUAAUGACAAUUACUCUCUUGAAUGUCCCUACCAACAGAAAAUUGCCAUCAAAGAUCUGCAUUACUACUCCAAGCCUUUGACUUCAGAAUGUCCGAGCACAGCCUGUCAGAACCUUGACAAAUGUUGCAGAUACGAUCCAUAUGACUGUAGAGUGCCAUUUUCAGAGUCCAAGGCAUAUGAUGUGUACAAGCGUUGUUCUGGGAUGCAGCGGUGUGGCUGGCUACAUGCCGAUAGGAUGCCCUACUACUGUAACAGUAGGAACCACACCAACUAUGUCCGUGCCUCCUACAAAUGUGUUGAUGAUUCCUCCUUCCUAGACAUCUGUUCUAAUCAGUCUCUUGAAGGAGACACCAUCAACUUGAUAUUUAAUGGAACUCAUAUGGAAACCUCUAACCGUCAGUCCAACCGCUGUGUGUGUAUUCUGUCUACUUCUAACUGUGAUUCCAUUGCAAAGCUUCACUUCCGCACAGUUGAUGUGCGACUUCACGAGGCCAGCAACAUCUCAAAGUGUCAUCCCCAUGCCAAGUUUACCAUCACCGAUACAAAUGGGCCUCGUGACUACAAAUGUCAGACAAACCAUUUUUACCGACAGUUCAUGGACAUAUACUACAGUUCAUCCUCUUAUGCUCGCAUGUCUAUGUACUACGAACCAGGCGUGUACCCAGCCCAGGUUUGGCUGCAGGUCAAAGCAACCUUACCAGGCCAAAAAGUGGUAAUUUCAUGUGGGAAGAAGAGUGCUGAAAAUCCACGAUUUUGUGGUCCAAUUGAAAUGAUACCAACUACUCCUAAAACAUACAAUCCAUCAGCCACAGUUAGUGAAGAUGACAUCUUUGAAGGGAAUGGAGAACAUACACAGGGUCCCCUUCCAGCCAACAAUGAUGGGGGUGGAGCCCAGUCUAAAGAUCAUACCGAGUGGCCAGCUAUCAUAGGAGGGGCUGCAGCAGGGGCUAUUGUUCUCCUUCUACUUAUCAUUCUCAUCUGUAUCAUCCGGCGGAGACAAUCAAGAAAACGGAGAAAAGCCAAGGAAAAUGAUGAGGAGACACGGAGAGUCCUGACGGGUGGAAGCAUACCACCACCUCUUCCCCUGGCAGAUAGGUACGAAGCACAUGAGGGAAACUAUUAUGAAACAGUAGGGGCUACCAAUGGUAAGCCUUCUGGGGACACAGGCAGUAUCAUAAGUCCAGGAAAAAUCAUGGAAACUUUUACACCUGGAAAGAAACAAAGCGGACAAUUUUUUCCUCCUGAUGUUAAACAACCACCUCCCCUGCCAACUCCGAAGGUAAACAAAAAAUCUCCAGAAUUUGAGGCAAAUCCUUACCAUAUGCCGUGGGAUAACGGUAACUUUUCAAUGAAUCGAGCUGAACAAAGGGAUCUUGCGUAUGCAACAAGUGAUGAGAUACAGGUACUGAUCCAGCGGAUGGAGCAGGAUCGUCGUUGUCUCAAUGAGGGUGUGAAGGAAGAGGAACAGGUCGUACCCAACCCUAAUUUCUAUAUUCAUAUAGAUGACUACAAGAUUAAACAGAAUCCACAUAAACCUGUAGGGCAUGGUGAGGAUCAUACUGAGGAGGGGGCAGGUGCUAAUCCAAGGAAUUACGAGGACAUUCAAGUGGAAUCAGACGAGGAUACAACUAACUUAGCCUGCGAAAACCAUGGCAGGGUAAAAGUGAAUGUGUUGAAGGAAUCAUCUAAUGAAAACUGUUGUGAAAGUGAGGACACAGGUUACCGGUCAGUAGGAAGCCCUGAUCAGGUAAUGGUCUCUGAGGAUGAUUACCUCAUACCAGGCUCAAUCAAGUCAUCCCUGUCUGACGGCAGUAAAACUGGAACACUGCCAAAAACAGAGGAGGACACAGAAACCCUCACAAAUCCCCGCCAGUCUGAUGUUUUUGAGGCAGACAAUGAAGCAGAUGAAACCAGCACGAAGUUUUGA
Ylistrum balloti is the source of this 2061-nucleotide messenger RNA. RefSeq lists its product as uncharacterized. The record is from RefSeq and is a predicted model, not a curated record. NCBI's taxonomy places the organism in Eukaryota, Metazoa, Mollusca, Bivalvia, Pectinida, Pectinidae. The transcript is spliced from 7 exons. The coding region runs from base 1 to 2061 and encodes 686 amino acids.